Messenger RNA from Ciona intestinalis (vase tunicate), 1378 nucleotides. Its product is annotated as calcium and integrin-binding protein 1-like. NCBI's taxonomy places the organism in Eukaryota, Metazoa, Chordata, Ascidiacea, Phlebobranchia, Cionidae. The record is from RefSeq and is a predicted model, not a curated record. Gene Ontology annotation, molecular function: magnesium ion binding; calcium ion binding.
AGAAAUGAGGAGUGACACCUAUUUCAUUUACAAUGCCAUAUUUAUCGUUUUUUUAUUCAAUAAAAUUUAUUGACAGUGCAUUAGGAAAGUAACAUAAGUUUAUAUUUGGAUAAAUCUGGGCCAUGGGAUCUGCGAAUAGUCAUUUCACGAAAGAUGAGCUCCAAGAAUAUUCUGAACUGACGUUUUUUACCAAGCAAGAAGUUUUACAUGUAUUUGAAAAGUUUGUUGAACUUGACCAAGACAAUGUGAAUAAUGACAAACUUUGUCGAGUAUCCAUGGAGAAAGUUUGUCAAAUGCCUGAACUUAAAGUCAAUCCAUUUAAUGAUCGAAUAUGCCGAAUUUUUUCAACCUCUCAAAACUUUGACGGAAGUUUGUCAUUUGAGGAUUUCUUAGACAUGAUGAGCGUGUUUAGCGAUCAGGCUCCUAAGGGUCUGAAGGUGGAAUAUGCCUUUAAAGUUUAUGAUUUUAAUGAGGAUGAUUUGCUUGAUGCUGAAGACAUAGAAAUGGUUGUAAGUCGACUGACUGGGUAUGCUGGUUCACUAAAGGAUGACGAGAUGCAACAACUUUUAAAAAAUAUAAUGCAAGAAGCAGACCUGGAUAAUGAUGACCAAUUAUCUUACGCAGAAUUCGAACAUGUUAUCUCAAAGUCUCCUGAUUUUCUUAACUCAUUUAGAAUUCGUCUUUGAAAAGAACAAAGUGAUUGAAAGAAAAAAUGGAUGAAUUGAAAAGAUAUACUUCAUAUCAUCAUUCAUAGAAAUUAUAACAUUAAGUAUGUUGUAGUUUUGUAACAGUAAAUCCUCACGUUAUGAGUGCCUUUAGAUUGUUUCAUUAGUUUUAUUUUUUCACUUUCAAAUUUCCACACUUCCAGUCUAAAGUGUACAUGAUAGUCUCAUAACUUUUCAUUCUUCAAAUGCAGUUCAUUCCAACGUGCAGUUUUUGUAUUCUUUAUAUAUACAUAUUAUAAACGUGCCUUAGCUGUAACUAUAACUCAAUGCUUUAAUGUCUUUGCUACAAACAACAUACACAAUAAUAGUUUCCACGACCACUUCCCUUGUUGACCACAAAAAUAUUAUUUUUUGCACUUUUACAGGUAUUUUUUUUUUGCACAGUCAUACUUACAUAUGAUAUGUAGCAUUUAUUUCUUAUCGUAAUGACCAAAUAUUUUAGAAUUGUUAUCAGAAAAUUCGCUCAGAUAAAUUUUUAUUGCAGUUAAAAAAUUGUAAUGCAGUACUUUUGUUGUUAUUAUUUGCUGCUUUUAACUUUAGUUUCUCAGUUCCUUUUUAUACAUUUUUUGGUAAACACCAAGCGCCAAUCUAUGUGGUAGAGAUAUACAUGCCUUAUUCGUGUCGAUUUUUGAAACAUGUGACCAGCUAAACUU